AUGCGCCAGCAGUUUCUCUGGGCUGUAAGAAGAAACGACGACAGUGACAGGCAAAAUAGUAUCCCGUGCCAAUUCAAAACCUUUGAUAAAACAAGAAUAGUUGAAAGUUCCGCUAAAACUUAUUUCACUUCAUGUAAUAUUUUAACAACUGCUUCAAAGUACGAGGAAGUAUAA
Molecule: messenger RNA, 174 nt
Organism: Sphenostylis stenocarpa
Lineage: Eukaryota; Viridiplantae; Streptophyta; Magnoliopsida; Fabales; Fabaceae
Source: the annotation of a GenBank genome assembly